AUGCCUGUCAGUUUUAAUAACGGCGUGGCAGCCUCGUCAACCUCGGUGCGCCUCCCGCGCUCGGGCACGGGGCACCACACCCUGCUGCCCGCCUUUGACGCGUCCCAGACGGAGCUUAUGGUGCCUGUCGUUACUCGUCAAUCACUCCUCAGCUGGACCUUUGGUCGUGGUACGGUGAUCUGGCGGAUCUGGCCAGCGGUGCUUCUUCACACCGUCUUUGCAGCAGUCAUUGUUACCAUCUCGAUGAGGACCAGGUUUAAUCUGGGGAUUCCCAAUGUUAUGCUCACAGUGCUCGGUGUCGUCAUCGGUUUCGUAAUAUCAUACCGUGCGAGCUCAGGUUACGAUCGCUACUACCAAGGGCGCACAGCAUGGUCAGACAUCGCGCGUGUCUCACGCGUAUUCAGCCGUCUGGCGUGGCUACAUGUCCCUCUCCGCGUCCAACCCACCACAUACGACGCAAACGGUAAUGCCGGGGAGGUCGACAUCGCAGUCGUGCGACGAGUGAUGGCGGAAAAACGCGCCGCGCUGGAUCUCAUUGAAGCGUACUCGAUUGCGGUAAAGCACCACCUUCGUGGAGAGACGGGCAUCUACUAUCAAGAUUUAUACCAUCUCCACCCGCACCACAGACACCCAGAUGCAGCACCUCCCCAGCCCGCCAUUGAGAUCGAGGCUGAAUCGAUCAUGUCUUCUCCCCGUGACCUUCAUCCCGAGAUACCGCCUUUCGCGUUAUCCACCCACGCUCUCCUCCCUACCACCUCCUCCGCCCUGGCCGCAUCCCCAACCGAACGGCCGCCGUCACACGACCCCACCAUCCCCGCGAUCAACUCCUACGGGACUUUCGCCGGCCCGCCCCUCCACCACACCGCCUCCCACACGUCCCUCAACUCGGUCUCCACAAAUUCCUCGGACCGACGCCCGCUCCUCCCUGGGGCAAUCCGUGCUUCGAGCGCGGAUGAAGGCAUGCUCAGCAGCGUCUCCGCCGACCUUGUGCCCUUUGGGAGCGUCUUCCGCUCCGUCGGGCGCCUCCUCGGACUGAAACGCAAGAACGUUCGCGACGCUCAAGGUCGCGACAUCGAAGACGCAGCCGGGCUCGAUGCCGAGGUAGAGGUCGAGGUCGAGGUCUCACCCGAGCGCGCAGGGGCGGACAUCAUGGACCACGCGCACCAUCACCACCCAGGCGUCCACCGGGACGCUGUGGGCAGGAUCCAGCGUGUCUGGCGCACCGACGACGUCGCCAGCCCCGCGUCCGCGCACCCGCACACUGGUGCGCUCCGCGCGCACAUUUCGUCCGCGUCCGCGCGGCUCGGGUUCACGCACGCGAAGCACCGUCCGCGUGUCGCGGGAGGCGGGGCGAGCGUACCGCUCGAGAUCGUGCGCGCGCUGAGCAUCUGGUUAUCGAUACUGGACGAGCGGGGGUGCGUCCCGGGCAACGCCCUUGGCGGUAUGUUCGGCUGCCUGGCCUCCAUGGAGGACAGCCUGUCGACAUUGGAGCGGAUCUUAACCACCCCGUUACCCUUCGUCUACUCCGUUCACAUCCGGCACACCGUCUGGAUCUACCUCUUCUUCCUCCCCUUCCAGCUCGUCGACCUCUUCAAGUGGUACGCCAUCCCGGGCGUCGGCUUCGCCGCCUUCACCUACCUCGGCUUCCUCGCCGCCGGCGAAGAGAUCGAGCAGCCCUUCGGCUACGACGAGAACGACCUCGACCUCGACUUCUUCUGCCGCGCCAUCAUCCACGCCGACAUCGCGCGCCUCAAGCAGACCGCCGGCCCGCACGCCUUCUUCGGCGCGCACCACGCCAGCGGCACCGUCCCCAGCUCUCGUUCCGCCGCGCUCGACAUCCACUCCCAGAUCGAUACCGUCUUCGGCGGAGGCCGGCAUGCGCAGAAUCCCACAGCCUUGGCCCCAUGA
This is a messenger RNA of Epithele typhae, 1908 nucleotides long. RefSeq names its product Bestrophin, RFP-TM, chloride channel-domain-containing protein. The transcript is spliced from 10 exons. Bases 1 to 1908 code for a protein of 635 amino acids. The record is from RefSeq and is a predicted model, not a curated record. Lineage: Eukaryota; Fungi; Basidiomycota; Agaricomycetes; Polyporales; Epitheliaceae. Gene Ontology annotation, molecular function: chloride channel activity.